AUGUUUUUCAUAAAAGAGCUAACACAUACCAUUCUUCUCCACCCAUCAUACUUUGGGCCACGAAUGCUGAGCUUUCUAGAAAACAAGCUGUACUCAGAUGUAGAAGGCACAUGCUCAGGCCAGUUCGGAUAUAUCAUUGCUGUGGUCUCAGUUCUGGAUAUAGGGAAGGGUAUGGUUCUCAGUGGGAGUGGGCAGGCAGAAUUUAUCACGAGAUACCGAGCAAUUGUCUUCAAACCUUUCAAAGGCGAAGUUGUCGAUGGUGUCGUGAAUAAUGUCAACAAAAUGUUGGACCGCUCACGGUCUUUGUAUCUCAUCAAGUAUACACCGUUGGCGUCCUUCGAGGUCUUUGCUUACAGCUCUCCUUUCCAGCUUAUUCUUCCGGAUAUGAAAUUUGAUCCCAAUUCAAAUCCUCCUUCCUUUGCAUCUGAGGAUCAGAUCAUUGAAAAGAACACAAAAAUACGGCUAAAGAUUGUUGGCACGCGUGUUGACGCGACGGAAAUUUUUGCCAUUGGAACGAUAAAGGAGGAUCAUCUUGGGGUCAUCGACUAA
Messenger RNA from Psilocybe cubensis, 549 nucleotides. RefSeq lists its product as uncharacterized. The record is from RefSeq and is a predicted model, not a curated record. Gene Ontology annotation, biological process: positive regulation of nuclear-transcribed mRNA poly(A) tail shortening; DNA-templated transcription; transcription initiation at RNA polymerase II promoter. Bases 1 to 549 code for a protein of 182 amino acids. The transcript is spliced from 5 exons. Gene Ontology annotation, molecular function: single-stranded DNA binding; translation initiation factor binding; single-stranded RNA binding. Gene Ontology annotation, cellular component: P-body; RNA polymerase II, core complex. Lineage: Eukaryota; Fungi; Basidiomycota; Agaricomycetes; Agaricales; Agrocybaceae.